AGUGCAGCAUUGAUGGCCAGUUAAAGGAAAACAAAUCUGCAGCCUAAUGUCUCCGUUACCUAACGUGUGACUGUAACUUAAAUAGUCUCCAACACAAAAUACACAACUGACCCUGAAAGAUCUAAAUUUAGUAAAUAUAGAUUUCAUAUUGUUUUGAGUAAUUCAACUUCACUAUGCGGGAGUGCAUCUCCAUCCACGUGGGUCAGGCCGGCGUCCAGAUCGGCAAUGCAUGCUGGGAGCUGUACUGCCUGGAGCACGGCAUCCAGCCGGACGGGCAGAUGCCCAGCGAUAAGACUGUCGGAGGAGGGGACGACUCUUUCAACACCUUCUUCUGUGAGACGGGGGCAGGCAAGCACGUCCCCCGGGCUGUGUUCGUGGAUCUGGAGCCCACCGUCAUCGAUGAGGUGCGCUCUGGGACAUACCGGCAGCUCUUCCACCCUGACCAGCUCAUCACCGGCAAGGAAGAUGCCGCCAACAACUACGCCCGCGGCCACUACACCAUCGGCAAGGAGGUCAUCGACCUGGUGCUGGACCGCGUCCGCAAACUGGCGGACCAGUGCACAGGCCUGCAGGGCUUCCUGGUCUUCCACAGCUUCGGAGGGGGAACAGGCUCUGGCUUCACCUCCCUGCUGAUGGAGCGUCUGUCCGUGGACUACGGGAAGAAGUCCAAGCUGGAGUUCUCCAUCUACCCGGCGCCCCAGGUGUCCACAGCCGUGGUGGAGCCCUACAACUCCAUCCUGACCACCCACACCACCCUGGAGCACUCGGACUGCGCCUUUAUGGUCGACAACGAGGCCAUCUACGACCUCUGCUGCAGGAACCUGGACAUCGAGCGGCCGUCCUACAGCAACCUCAACCGGCUCGUGGCCCAGAUCGUCUCCUCCAUCACGGCCUCGCUGCGCUUCGACGGGGCGCUGAACGUGGACCUGACCGAGUUCCAGACCAACCUGGUGCCCUACCCCCGCAUCCACUUCCCCCUGGCCAGCUACGCCCCCGUCAUCUCCGCCGAGAAGGCCUACCACGAGCAGCUGACCGUGGCCGAGAUCACCAGCGCCUGCUUCGAGCCGGCCAAUCAGAUGGUGAAGUGCGACCCGCGUCACGGGAAGUACAUGGCGUGCUGCAUGCUGUACCGCGGCGACGUGGUGCCCAAAGACGUCAACGCCGCCAUCGGCACCAUCAAGACCAAGCGCACCAUCCAGUUUGUGGACUGGUGCCCCACCGGAUUCAAGGUGGGGAUAAACUACCAGCCCCCCACGGUGGUUCCCGGGGGCGACCUGGCGAAGGUGCAGCGGGCCGUGUGCAUGCUCAGUAACACCACGGCGGUGGCGGAGGCCUGGGCGCGGCUGGACCACAAGUUCGACCUGAUGUACGCCAAGCGCGCCUUCGUGCACUGGUACGUGGGCGAGGGCAUGGAGGAGGGCGAGUUCUCGGAGGCGCGGGAGGACGUGGCCGCCCUGGAGAAGGACUACGAGGAGGUGGGGGCCGACAGCAUGGAGGGGGACGAGGAGGGCGAGGAGUACUGA
Messenger RNA from Conger conger (European conger), 1523 nucleotides. RefSeq names its product tubulin alpha-1C chain-like. The transcript is spliced from 5 exons. The record is from RefSeq and is a predicted model, not a curated record. Gene Ontology annotation, biological process: microtubule cytoskeleton organization; mitotic cell cycle. Bases 174 to 1523 code for a protein of 449 amino acids. NCBI's taxonomy places the organism in Eukaryota, Metazoa, Chordata, Actinopteri, Anguilliformes, Congridae. Gene Ontology annotation, cellular component: cytoplasm; microtubule. Gene Ontology annotation, molecular function: structural constituent of cytoskeleton; GTP binding.